Molecule: messenger RNA, 1487 nt
Organism: Diprion similis
Lineage: Eukaryota; Metazoa; Arthropoda; Insecta; Hymenoptera; Diprionidae
Exons: 5
Coding region: 134-1372 (412 amino acids)
Source: RefSeq, a predicted model, not a curated record
AACAUUCUGUGCCUCGAAUGUUCUUCGAAACAAAAAGGGAGAGGAAAAGUGAAGGCUGAAAAGGAGAACCGAGAAAGAAGGAGGGUGUGCGCGUGUAUUGUCGUCUGUCAUAAGCCGAUGUGAAUAAAUAACAAUGUCUCAGUGCUUUCGGAAUAUAUCUAACAAAUUCACAACUGUUAACUCUCUGUUAAAUACGCGUAAGCAUGUCACGCAGUUGGACAAGGAACUGCCACACCGAGUCAAACCUUCAACGUUUUUGGAGGAGUUUCUCAACACAAGAAGCAUAACGAGCAGCACAACAGAUUGUUCGAACUAUAAACUGCAGAGUUCGGCAGCAUCGUCCCUAGGCCUUUUAAAUACUUGCGAUGCAUGGCGAGAUGCGUGCGAAAGAGAGGAGGAAGUGGCAAGAAAGAGUCAGCUUCACGGAAAUUGCAAAACUCCAGUUUCCCUGAAUCCAGUAAUCUCUAGCAUGAAGCGGUACAAAAUAUCGCCGGACGAUAUCGUAGCAACUGGCAAUCGGUGGAAUGACCCAAACUCGUGGUUGGCAUAUGAAAUCGAGUCUUCAGAAAAAACUUACACCAGAUUUUCCAAUGGCAUGGCUUUGCUCAAAACCAACGAAUCCAUUCUCUCAGAGUAUGAGAAAAAAAUGAUCCUACUUGCAGACAGUAAAUUGAACUUGCAAGGAACAGAAACGCCUAAACAACAAUCUCCCAACACGGGGGGCAGCCCAAGCAAUGAACAAUUACAGCUUAUUUUUAACGCUCUUCGAGAUCAGUUACCAAAAAUAUUUUAUACUUCCUUGGACUAUUCAAUAUAUCAUCGUGACAUAGAGUUCAUCAACAACAUUAGAGGUACUGUAACUCGAGGUGUUGUACCCUAUACGAAACAAGUGAUUUUGCUAAAGACAAUGGGAAAUUUGAAAUUUGCUUCUGUCAAUUUCGACAUACUAAAAAUGACCCUCGAUCCCGAGGAUAAUUCGAUAAAAGUUCGUUGGAGGAUAAAUGGAUUUUCUGGAUUGAGAGCUUUUGUUACGUUUUGGAAAGUAAAGGUGUGGAACCUGAAGGAAACCACUGAAAACGAAAUCUGGUAUGACGGAUUCUCUACAUUUUAUGUAAAUGGUGAGGGUCUAGUUUAUAAACACGUAGCAGACAAAGUGAUGCCUGAUCGAAAUGAGACUCCAGUAACUAAAGACCCAUCUGGAGUUGCGGCAAAACUGGCUCUGUUUUUGGGUUUAUUAGUACCAGGUGAAAUGAUACCUCAAAUGUACCUCCUGAGACCUGUGUCAAGGCGAUAUGGUUCAUUACUCAGAAAGUUACGAGGAGAUACACAGUAUGUAGCAACAAAUUUAUUACCGUUAGAAAAAGUGAAAUAAUUUAUUACUGUAAUAAAAUAUUUAAAUCUCAAAUUUGUCCAAUUUUGUUCAGCCCUGAGAUGCUUCAAACUUCAAAAUAUCACUAACGGCUUGUAUGUAAUAUUGUCUAGCAUCU